UCUACCCGGCUGUCAGUGCUGUGUGAAUGCGUGUGCUCUGAGCUCGCUCGGCACACAUUCUAAAAAAAUAUAAAAAUACAAAAAAAAUUCAAAACAUAAAAAACAAAAAAUAUAUUUUUUUCUUUUUUUUUGUAACAAGUCGGUGACGCUGGAGUAAGACACUCAAGGACCGGACGGUAACGUACAAGAAGAAACAGGCUGCCUAGUAUCGUAUUUUCCAGUCGACGUGUUACCGAGUCAGAAGCGAGGCCAAGUACAGCUGUUUUUUUUUCUGCUUUUAUUUCCGCUUGACACGUUUCACGAACAGUUAUAGUCAUAACAGAAGUCGUUUUUCAACUCUGUCCCCGCGCUAAAUUCGACCCCCGAAAACACCGCAACUGUUCAGCUCAACGCCUGUAACGGCAACGGCAGCCCGUCCGCAUCUCCCCUAACUGACGCGACGUCCGUAGCCGUUAGGAACUGUUAAAGACACUCCAGCUUUCUUCACUCAAACUGAAAACUUUUCUCAAGCUUAGUCCCGGUGCUCCGCUAGAGCCCCCCUCCCCGCGCAGCCGACAGAGAUGAACCCCGGCGCUCCCAGUUACCCCAUGGCCUCGCUGUACGUCGGGGACCUGCAUCAAGAUGUGACCGAGGCGAUGCUGUACGAGAAGUUCAGCCCGGCCGGAGCCAUCCUCUCGAUCCGGGUCUGCAGGGACAUGAUCACCCGCCGUUCCCUUGGAUACGCCUAUGUCAACUUCCAGCAGCCGGCGGACGCUGAGCGUGCACUGGACACCAUGAACUUCGAUGUGAUCAAGGGCAGGCCCGUACGCAUCAUGUGGUCGCAGCGUGAUCCAUCGCUGAGAAAAAGUGGAGUCGGAAACAUCUUUAUUAAGAAUCUUGACAAGUCCAUUGACAACAAGGCUCUUUAUGAUACUUUUUCGGCUUUUGGCAACAUCCUAUCAUGCAAGGUGGUUUGUGACGAGAAUGGCUCUAAAGGUUACGGCUUUGUGCAUUUUGAGACUCAGGAGGCAGCCGAACGAGCCAUUGAAAAAAUGAAUGGCAUGCUACUCAAUGACCGAAAAGUAUUUGUGGGUCGCUUCAAAUCUCGCAAAGAACGCGAGGCUGAGCUGGGUGCCCGGGCUAAAGAGUUCACUAAUGUCUACAUUAAAAACUUCGGUGACGACAUGGAUGAUGAAAAGCUGAGAGAAGUCUUCAGUAAAUAUGGAAGUGCCAUGAGUAUCCGAGUCAUGAUUGAUGACACCGGGAAGUCUCGGGGUUUUGGGUUUGUCAGCUUCGAAAGGCAUGAGGAUGCGCAGAAGGCAGUGGACGAGAUGAACGGGAAGGAGCUGAACGGCAAGCUGAUCUAUGUCGGACGUGCCCAGAAGAAGGUGGAGCGACAGACGGAGCUGAAGCGAAAAUUUGAACAAAUGAAACAAGAUCGCAUGACUCGUUACCAGGGAGUCAACUUGUACGUGAAGAACCUGGAUGACGGAAUUGAUGACGAAUGCCUGCGAAAAGAGUUUUCACCCUUUGGUACCAUAACCAGUGCCAAGGUCAUGUUGGAGGGUGGACGCAGCAAAGGCUUUGGCUUCGUCUGCUUCUCGUCCCCAGAAGAGGCCACCAAAGCUGUGACAGAAAUGAACGGGCGCAUUGUGGCCACCAAGCCUCUGUACGUGGCCCUGGCCCAGAGGAAAGAGGAGCGUCAAGCCCACCUCACCAACCAGUACAUGCAGCGGAUGGCCAGUGUGCGCGCGGUGCCAAAUCCUGUCAUCAACCCCUAUCAGCCGGCCCCGCCCUCUGGUUACUUCAUGGCAGCCAUCCCUCCGGCCCAGAAUCGCGCCACCUAUUACCCAGCUGCGGGUCAGAUGGCCCAGCUUCGCCCGAGUCCGCGCUGGACCACACAGGGUGUCCGACCACAGCACUUCCCCAACAUGCCCGGCGCCAUGCGUCCUUCAGCUUCUCGCCCUCAGACCUUUGGUGCGAUGCGGCCUGCUUCACAAGUGCCCCGUAUGAUGUCCACCCAGCGUGUCGCUCAGGCGAUGGGUCCGCGACCAGCCAGCGCUGCUGCUGCAGCGAACAAUGCUGUGCGUGGAGUGCCUCAGUACAAGUACGCAGCAGGAGUCCGCAACCCUCAGCAGCACAUGGCUACCCAGCCGCAGGUGAACAUGCAGCAGCCUGCAGUCCACGUUCAGGGACAGGAGCCUCUCACUGCUUCCAUGCUGGCCGCUGCUCCUCCGCAGGAACAGAAGCAGAUGCUGGGUGAACGUCUCUUCCCACUGAUCCAGAACAUGCAUCCCAGUCUGGCAGGCAAGAUCACCGGCAUGCUCCUCGAGAUCGACAACUCCGAGCUGCUCCACAUGCUGGAGUCCCCAGAGUCUCUGCGCUCAAAGGUGGACGAGGCUGUGGCUGUGCUUCAGGCCCACCAGGCCAAAGAGACGGCCCAGAAGACAGUGACAAACACUGCUGUUGUUCAAAGUGUCUGAACCCAAGGGAUGGGGAACCUUGAGACCAGCUUCACCGAUGGACAAAAGAAUUUAAGUGAAAAUGUAAAAAAACAGUAAAAAG
Messenger RNA from Salarias fasciatus (jewelled blenny), 2544 nucleotides. RefSeq names its product polyadenylate-binding protein 1-like. Gene Ontology annotation, molecular function: RNA binding. NCBI's taxonomy places the organism in Eukaryota, Metazoa, Chordata, Actinopteri, Blenniiformes, Blenniidae. Bases 561 to 2462 code for a protein of 633 amino acids. The record is from RefSeq and is a predicted model, not a curated record. The transcript is spliced from 14 exons.